AUGUUCUCUGGGCCCAUCUCGGAAGGGACCAACAUGACACUGCAGUGCACCAAGUCCGCAGGACACUGGAGGGUGGUGGUGUGGGAUGAAGAGGGCUUCCAGGGCCGGCGGCAUGAGUUUGCAGCUGAGUGCCCCAGCGUGCUGGAGCUGGGCUUCGAGACCGUGAGAUCUUUGAAAGUGCUGAGCGGAGCGUGGGUGGGCUUCGAGCACGCUGGCUUCCAAGGGCAGCAGUAUGUGCUGGAGCGUGGUGACUACCCGUGCUGGGGCGCUUGGAGCGGGAACACAUCCUAUCCCGCUGAUCGCCUCACCUCUUUCCGGCCCGUGGCCUGUGCGAACCACCGUGACUCCCGACUGACCAUCUUUGAGCAGGAGAACUUUCUGGGCAGGAAAGGAGAGCUGAGUGAUGACUACCCCUCCCUGCAGGCCAUGGGCUGGGACAGCAAUGAAGUGGGCUCCUUCCAUGUCCACUCUGGGGCCUGGGUGUGUUCCCAGUUUCCUGGGUACCGAGGUUUCCAGUAUGUGUUGGAGAGUGAUCACCACUCAGGUGACUACAAGCACUUCCGGGAGUGGGGUUCUCACGCCCAGACCUUCCAGGUGCAGAGUGUGCGCAGAAUCCAGCAGUGAGCCAGC
This is a messenger RNA of Octodon degus (degu), 630 nucleotides long. It is a transcript of the gene Cryba4, whose product is annotated as crystallin beta A4. Gene Ontology annotation, molecular function: structural constituent of eye lens. The transcript is spliced from 6 exons. The record is from RefSeq and is a predicted model, not a curated record. The coding region runs from base 1 to 624 and encodes 207 amino acids. NCBI's taxonomy places the organism in Eukaryota, Metazoa, Chordata, Mammalia, Rodentia, Octodontidae. Gene Ontology annotation, biological process: lens development in camera-type eye; visual perception.